GGGUUUGGACGAAAAUAGUAGUAUUUUGGGACACAUGGAAAUGGAUGAGGGGGUAUUAUUGUCAUUGACGUAAACUUUUGCCACAUGAAACAUUUCCGUGUCUCUCUCCGUCUUCUCUUAAAUUCAAGAGAAUAACAGCAAUCAUCACUACCUUCGCUUCUCAGUUCUCAGUUCUCAGUUCUCCCUUUGCUUUCCUUCCUCAAAAACCUCCCAAGAAUCCUAACCAUUUCUUAAUCUUCGUUUCGAUUAUCCAACUCUCUGCUCUUUACAUACACCUAGAUUCACACAGACAUUCACACUUCAAAUUCAACAGGUCGCAACUACGAUAAUGGCUGAUUCGGGGAGCUUCGCUGUUUCCCGAAACGAUACCGGCGAUCGCUUGUGUAACUAUCUGAAUAUUCAUCGCCAUCAAAAUCAAUCGUGUCAGCAGCAUCAGUUACGUAGACAUAAUCAUCACCACCAGCUUCAUGAAACAGCGGUGGCGGUGGCGGACGCCGACAAUCGAACUGACUCCGACGAUUCUAAUGCUGCAUUGUCGACGCGUUCAUUGAUUUCCGCAUCUUCUUUGUCUUUCCCUUCAAUACCGCCAACUAACGUCACUAACCUGGAUAGUUUUCUGGACUCCGUCACUCCAAUCGUUGCCACCCAAAAAUCGUCGGAGACGAAUGUAACAUAUUAUUGCCUUGGAGAUCUGUGGGAAACUUUCAGAGAACCAAGUGCGUUUGGAGCUGGAGUUCCAUUGUUGUUGUUUGGUAGACACCCAAUCACACAGUAUUAUGUUCCAUUUUUGUCUGGUAUUCAGCUCUACAUUGAUCCUCAGAAUCCCCAUAUCAAUCUCAGUUCUGCUGGCAGGUGUCCAGGUGAAGAAAAUGAUAAUAAUCUGAUGAGGGCCAAAAGUAUGUGGAGAUCAUCAUCAUCAUUAUCAUCAUCAUCAUCAUCAUCAUCAUCAUCGCAUGGAAGACUUGUUUUUGAAUAUAUGGAACAAGAGCAGCCACAUUCUCGGAGGCCUUUAGCAGAUAAGAUUUGGAAUCUUGCAUCUGGAUUCCCAGGGCUGAUCAACUACAGGAGCUGCGAUCUAUCACCUUCAAGCUGGAUAUGUGUGGCUUGGUAUCCAAUCUAUCGGAUACCUGUGGGCCCAACAUUGAAGGAUCUAGACGCAUCUUUUUUAACCUUUCAUUCCCUGUCAACACAAACACAGCCUCAAGAGGAGGCUGAUGAUCGGCUUCAUCUGCCAGUAAUUGGGCUGGCUUCCUACAAGCUAAAAGGCUCAGUUAUAAGUCCGAAUGCCCCAAAGGAAUGUCAACAACAUAAUGCUCUUUUUCAGGCUGCUACAAACUGGCUUAACAAUUUGCAAGCUCUUGCUCUUCUCCCCGAUUAUCUGUUUUUCCUCAAUCGCUACCAUUCACAAUGACCACAUUUCAAAUCUCUACCUAUAAUAUAAAAUAUAAAUGUAUACAUAACCAAUAUCAUUUCACCUAAUAACUAAUAAUAACCUAUCCACCUUUUGGUUUAUGGAUUUUUUUUUAUUUAGGCAAAAUGCUUGGAAGGGUGUUAGUGUUGUACGUUAAGAUUUUGGACAAUUCUUUUCCAGUAGUCGAAAUACACACACAUACAUACAUACAUACAUACAUAAAUACGAAAAGUGCUUAGCUAGGCUUAUAAUAUUGUAUUUGUGGAUCAUGGAUGCA
Molecule: messenger RNA, 1688 nt
Organism: Lactuca sativa (garden lettuce)
Lineage: Eukaryota; Viridiplantae; Streptophyta; Magnoliopsida; Asterales; Asteraceae
Source: RefSeq, a predicted model, not a curated record